AUGCACUCCGGGAACAGCACGGGCACGACGAGCCGCCUGGAGCCCACGGCGGCCGAACAGGAGGCGCCGGGCGAGCGGCCCCUCUUCAGCGCCGGCACCUACGAGCUGCUGGCGCUGCUCAUCGCCACCAUCGGCAUGCUGGGCUUGUGCAACAACUUGCUGGUGCUGGUGCUCUACUACAAGUUCAAGCGGCUCCGCACGCCCACCAACCUUUUCCUCGUCAACAUCAGCCUCAGCGACCUGCUGGUGUCCGUCUUCGGCGUGAGCCUCACCUUCAUGUCCUGCCUGAGGAGCCGCUGGGUGUGGGACGCGGCCGGCUGCGUCUGGGACGGCUUCAGCAACAGCCUCUUCGGAAUUGUUUCAAUUAUGACUCUCACUGUUCUUGCUUAUGAGCGCUACAUUCGAGUAGUCCAUGCAAAAGUGAUUGACUUCUCUUGGUCUUGGCGAGCUAUCACAUACAUCUGGCUCUAUUCAUUAGCCUGGACUGGAGCGCCUCUUUUGGGCUGGAACAGAUACACACUGGAAAUUCAUGGAUUAGGUUGCUCAGUGGACUGGAAGUCAAAAGACCCCAAUGAUACCUCUUUCGUGCUCUUUUUUUUCCUUGGCUGUCUAGUAGCACCUGUUGGGAUCAUGGCCUAUUGCUAUGGCCAUAUUCUAUAUGCAGUGAGGAUGCUUCGCUGUGUAGAAGAUUUUCAGACUGUUCAAGUGAUCAAACUUCUAAAAUAUGAAAAGAAGGUGGCUAAAAUGUGUUUCUUAAUGAUUUCCACAUUCCUUAUUUGUUGGAUGCCUUAUGCAGUGGUCUCCUUGUUGGUAACAUAUGGCUAUGGAAACCUUGUAACUCCAACAGUAGCUAUCAUCCCAUCCUUCUUUGCUAAGUCAAGCACUGCUUAUAAUCCAGUCAUCUACAUCUUCAUGAGUAGAAAGUUUCGACGAUGCCUUCUGCAACUCCUGUGCUUUCGCCUGAUGAGAUUCCAAAGAGCAGAGAAAGAGACACCAGCAACAGGGAACGACAAACCAAUAAGACCAAUAGUUAUGUCUCAGAAAGUAGGGGACAGGCCAAAGAAGAAAGUGACUUUCAGCUCUUCCUCUAUCAUUUUUAUUAUCACUAGUGAUGACACUCAGGAAAUAGACAACAACAGUAAACACAGUGGGACAAAAGUAAAUGUCAUCCAGGUAAAGCCACUAUAG
This is a messenger RNA of Rhea pennata, 1188 nucleotides long. RefSeq names its product opsin 3 (gene OPN3). NCBI's taxonomy places the organism in Eukaryota, Metazoa, Chordata, Aves, Rheiformes, Rheidae. Gene Ontology annotation, biological process: phototransduction; cellular response to light stimulus; visual perception. The transcript has 4 exons. Gene Ontology annotation, molecular function: G protein-coupled photoreceptor activity. The coding region runs from base 1 to 1188 and encodes 395 amino acids. Gene Ontology annotation, cellular component: photoreceptor outer segment; plasma membrane. The record is from RefSeq and is a predicted model, not a curated record.